Molecule: messenger RNA, 10671 nt
Organism: Plasmodium vivax (malaria parasite P. vivax)
Lineage: Eukaryota; Apicomplexa; Aconoidasida; Haemosporida; Plasmodiidae
Exons: 1
Coding region: 1-10671 (3556 amino acids)
Source: RefSeq, a predicted model, not a curated record
AUGGAUGUAGAGCAAAAACAACCUGAUAAUGCAUAUUGCGUAUUUAAGAAAAACUUUGAAGAAACAAGCGUAAGCUCUAAGAGAAGCAGCAGUUGCAGUGUCACGAAUAGUCGUACGGGUAGCAGCAACGGAGACGGUAGUAGCAACGGUGACGGAAGUAGCAACGGUGACGGAAGUAGCAACGUCGACGGCAUUGGAAGCAGUCAUGGCGACGAGAAGAGCAAAGGCGGAAACGCAGACGGCCGAGGUGAAGCCAUAGAAAGUUACAUGACGUCGUAUGAAGAAAACGAAGAAGCAGAAGAGAAGUAUACCAACAACGAACUUUCACAAAAAAACGUCACUGCAAGCACAUCAAAUUUGAAUAACUCGUUUGACCCCAUACAGUUCCAAAAUGAACACAACGGAAAUGGAGUGGUGCCCAUGAAGUGGAGUUAUAAGAACGAUGGGGAAUUACCACAUGGGAUUUUAUCCACCCCAGAAGGAACUCAUAAUAACAUGUGCCCUAGGGAGUAUAGCGAAAUGAAAGGGAAUGAAAAUCUGGCAAAUUACGACCUGCCCAAAGAAAUAGAGGAAAAGGGGAAGUAUCUCUACAGCAGUAAUGAACAUGGGGAGUUAUUAAACAUGCAUCAUUUUAAGGAUAAAGAAAAUUUUGAGGUUGCCCAGGAUAGCGCGCAGCAAAUGACGACCAUGUUUUCUUGUGAGGAUAGUCGUAACACAUAUGCCUCGACGAACAGUGAGAACAGCAACGGGAGGAGUAGUGUGGAAAACAGCAGGGGCACGCAGCCGAUUGAAAAUGUUCUAAUAGGGCGAACGGCACAGAGUUGUGAACAGGGUGAGUAUAAAAUGAGCGCGGGAAGUAGUGGAGGCAGUGGAGGUAGUGAAAGCAGCGGAGGAAGCGGAAGUGGGGAGAAGGGGCAAAAUGUAGAAUAUGCUGCGAACGAAAGUGUGCCCAUCAGCCUAAGUAACAUGCAGAACGAGGUGAAUAACGCAGACCCCCCCACGUAUAUCUAUGACAGACCCUUUAAUGAAAAGACGCUGACGAAAUUUGAAAACACCUGCUAUUACGACGUGAACGAUGUAAGUGGAAAUAAGCUGAAUGAUUACAUUUCUAAUAUGCAGGUCAUGAGGGACACCUUCAAAAGCAACCACUUGAGUAACAUGGGUAGAAAUAGUUUUGACAUGAGUGCUGACGCUGGUCCGAUGAGUUACGAGGUAGUACCUGGGAUGAACGGGAUGAACGAUUUCGACCAUGUGAAGAAUCUAGGAGAGUGCAGCGAGCUGCAGAAAAUAAUGGAAGGCAAAAUCGUUAAGGAGAUAAGUCACCUUGCGGAUAAGGGGAACUCGAGCUACAUAAAUUUUAUGAAAAGGCAAGCAGAGGAGAAAAAUUUAAGUAGCAUGAAUUGUGUGGACAUGGAGUACUACCAUAAGGGAGGUCUCUACGGUGGGGGUAGUGACGAAUCUGUCCUUUUGAAGGGUCAGACUGCAGGUGCUAGUCAGAAUACAUUGCGAGAUGGCAGCGGGGUGAACAUGGGCAACACGAUGAACGAAACACAUAGUGUGAAUAGUACCAGCACGUUGAGUAAUAUGAACGGGGUUGGCAGCAUGGGCACGGUUAGCGGGGGCUGCGGGAUAAGCACCCUCAACACGGCGAACAGCAUAAGCACUGUGAGCAGCAUGAGCACCCUGAGUAGCAUGAGCGCGCUGAGCAGUAUGAGUGCCCUGAGCAACAUGAGCGUGAUGAGCAGUAUGAACGGCAUAAACGCGAUGAGCAGUAUGAACGGCAUAAACGCGAUGAGCGGAAUGAGCGGCAUAAAUGCGAUGAGCGGAAUGAGCGGCAUAAACGCGAUGAGCGGAAUGAGCGGCAUAAACGCAAUGAACGGUGCCAUCUCGCUCAGCAACAUGAACAGUUUAAAUGAGGACGGCAUGGACCGCCACGCCAAUCGGAUGGAAAGCAAAAUGCGCAAAGAAGAUCUAUACGCGAUGACGCAAGGCGAGGCACCCCAAAACGCAGGCGGUAUUAACGAAGAAGUAAAUAACGGACCAAUUGCGUACAAUGAGAAAUUUAACUCCGAAGGAAUGACAGAGAAGAAUUUUCCCCACGAAGUACAAACCUAUCAUGUGACUGAAUUGAGCAAAAAGUAUAAUCGAAAGGAUAGCGCAAAUGGCAUGAACAUGCAGAACCAAAACGGAAGCGUAAAGAAUGUUGCGAAUGAUAAGACGGUGUUCCUCUCGACACACUAUAACAAUAUGAUUGGUGAAAAAGGCCAAGUGAAUGAUGUGAGUGAAAAUAUGUACCGCAAUAAUCCCUACAACGGAAGAACAUUGGAGGAUAUCAAAAAUGAAAUCAGAGGCAACGGUUUUGUUUAUCCUGUGCCUAACAAGGAGAGUAAAAAUGUGGCCAACCCAAAUGAUUAUUUAGACAAGCACCGUAAUGUAUCUGUGGAAGGAGACAACUUAAAUUAUGUAGCCAAUAAGAGCAUAGAGAAUGGGGCUUGCGGCAAUAAUCUCCUCUACCAAACGUCCGAUUAUUACCAUAAAAAAUUUCUGCACAGUGAAGAUCCGAAAAAUGUAAGUGCCUACCAUUCCGUGGAAAAUGUAAACAUGAGUAGUACUAACGGACGAAGUGACAAAGGAUCGAACUGUAACGCGAACAACAUGGAGCAGAGGCUCGCUAACAACGGGAAGCGGAGUUAUAAAAGGGCCUCGAAAAAGCGCAACACCCCAGUGGAUAGUAAUGCGCAGCUGGUUAACUCUACACUGUGUGAGAACAACAGUGCAAAGGAUGAAGAAAAGAAGUUUGACGUAAACAGCCUCAAGGUGGACGGUGGGAACAUCAAACUGGCUGAACUGAACCUAAGUGAAGAAGAAUUAAACAAAUUGAUUCUGAGCAUUAACUCGAAUUUUAGCGGCAUAAACGAAAACGACGAAUUGUACAAAACUGUUUUAUUUUUUGAGAAAAAAAAUAAAAAAAUGAUUAAAAUGAAGAAGCCUUUGAAGCGAAAAAGGAAGCUUAAAAAAAUUGCCAAUGAGGAAAACGAAAAUCCAGAUCAGUUACUAUGCCAGGAGGGCACCACUGACAAGUCCUUAGUAACACAUGAGCAGAAUGAAAAUUGGAAGCCAACUUCGGUGGAUAGCGCAGAUCCGGUAGGCACAAAUAAUUGCGCGAAAGGAGCCUCCGCGAAGCAGAAGCAGAGCGCCCACAGGCACAAUCACAAUAAAAGCAUAAGCGGAAUAUUCGCUAGCCAAAAUAAGGAGCUAAUUUUUACCCCCGUUUUGAGAGAUGGUCAGGAGAACAGCAAUUUCGGCAUCGGGCCUACUGUCACCUAUCGAGACGGCGCCAACGAUAAUAUUAUGAACGAAAAUGGAUCCCAAUACCAAAGGCAUGGCGCUGGAAGUUAUAAAAUUGGAAGAUCCUUAAGUAGGGAAAAUGUGAGCAGCGAGAGAGUUAUAGGCUUCCCGGCGGAUGGCAAUUCUACUGCGGAGUACACAGCGCAGGGGCAGGCGACCAAGGGGCCCAAGGGGGCCGUCGACAGGAGGUACAAGAAGUUGCGAAUGAGCGAGCACGCCCAGGUGGCCAGUAGUAACACGAGCGGUAACAGCGGGAGCAACGUCGGAAGUAACUUCGUAAAUAACGUUGGAAGUAACUUCGUAAAUAACGUUGGAGGCAACUUCGUAAGUAACAAUAACGAGAGCAACUUUUUCCGAAGCGACAGCAGCAGUAGCUUUCCGAAUCAGAACCCGGCAGGGGCGAAUUGCAUGAUCAGCGGUGCAAGUAAUAAUAACGCCUACACAGAUAACCCCAUUUCGGCUACCCCCUUUCAAAUGCAGUGCAACAAAGCGUACAACGAAUUGGGCGAAGCGAAUCGCGCUACUUAUGGCGACACUGUGAGGAUAGGCACAGGUGAAUUUUUCGUGAAGCGGGAUGAUAUGUUUAAGAAGGGGGCGUUUGCUUGCGAUCCGAUGGGCAGCAUGAAGGACAACCACGGUAGCGGUAUUAACAAUGUUGAGCCGCCAAGCUGCGCCAUAAAGAAGGGAGGUGAAAACAUUCCUCGCGCGUAUUACACAUCCAACAACCACGAAAUUGCAAACCUGUUUUCCUCCUAUGAGGGGUUGCUUAUGGACGAAUUAAGCGGGAAGCUCGAAGGGAACAUGAAGGUAAAGGUCGAGGAGGACCCCAACGCAGCGAACAACGGCAUUGUGAGCGGAAAUGGCGGCAACAUCAGCAGCGGCAACAAUGUGAUAAGCGACCCCAGCGGAAACGGAAUCGACGGCGCGGGGAAAAAGAAGUACGUCAGGAGAAGGGGAAAAAGCAAGAAGGAUAAAGGCGCGCAAGACGAUAAUAUCAUCCAGAAUGACGAAACGGUGGGCGAAAUCCCGAGGAAAAGAAAAAGCUAUAAACUCAAAAAUAAAAGCGGUACCUCCAGGAGAAGUAAAAAAAAUGGAGAAACAGGUGACAUUUACAUGGGGAUUCCUGAUCCUGAAAAUAUGCCACUGGAAAACGAACCCGUACGGUUAAAGCAUAGCGGUAGAAAGAAGGGCAGCACCAAAAAGGGAUUCCUUUUAGUGAAGCAAGAGGGGAACAAUGAAUGCGUAGGUGAGAAUAACUUCCACUCGAAUGUGAUGAAGAUGUGUAAAAAUGAGAUGGCCUACGGGAUGGUAAAUAAUAGUAUGCCAGGUGAAGAUCCAUUUGGCGUGAUGGAUCACGGGAAGGAUGGCCUAACGACAGAUGGUGUGAAUAUUAAAGUGGAGGAAGCGCAUGGAGAUGCAGAUUCAACCUUAUGCUCAGCGGGCGUUAUGAAUGAUGCCACUGUGGAAGAAAACGCAGAAAUGAAUGUGGAAACAGAUUUCAAAUCGAAGAGGAAGCCCAAAAGGAGUGUGAACAUAUUUAGGGCCCAGAAAAAUAAAUCCGAAACAGCACUGGAAAAGAAAAUAAAAGCAAAAAUUUGUUUAGAGGAUUACUACAAAAGGAAUAAGGAGAUAUACCACGGAAUUGAUCCGCUAACGUCAAUCAACGAUGUGAACUUGCCAUCCAUUGAGGAUGAAUCCUUUAGUGACAACUUAACGGCGCUCUUUAAGAAAAAGAAGAAAAAUUUGAUAUGCUCCAACUGCCUCUAUGCGUUUAAAGUUCAGAUAAGUGGGAGGAAUGAGUUCGCGCAGGUUGCGGCGCCGGGCGGGGGAGAAGCAGGCGGAGAUGGCCUAGAAAGGGGCUCACCAAAUUGUACGCAAGAUGGUUUACAAAAUGAUCCGCAAGGUGAUGCGCAAAAUGGUCUAAAAAGUGAGGCACAAAGUGAUACACAAAAUGGUACACAAAAUGGUGCACAGAAUGACCCACAAAUUUCUACACAGUGUGCUACACAGUGGGCGGCACCAAAUGGCCCCAUCGACAGUAACCAGAGCGACAAACGAAACGAUGAAGAGAGCGCCCACCCGAUGAUGGAACCCUGUGGUCGCGAAAACCAAUUGAGUGUAAAGAACGACGAAGGGGAUGUAGCAGCUAGCGCGACGGAAAUGAAGCAAAUCAAUCCACCAAAAAGUGACAACCCCGAAACGGAUCAAACAGAGGAAGAGAAAAAGACGAAUGAUGUGAAGGAAGGCCUGGAAGAAAACCCGGACAUUAUUGAAAAAAUAAAAAGCGUAAAGUACCUCAAAAUCAGCAUGUACAAAGAAUUAGUAGAAAAAAACGCCCUUGUGGAAAACUAUUGUGAGAUCACCUUCUACUGUCUUUGCGGUUAUUUCAAAUGUAUAAAAGAGGAUAAUGAAUGGAAACAAAUCACCGAUUGCUAUUUCGAUGAGAAGGAUGAAAGGAAACCAAAGGCACCCUAUAUAUUCUGCACCAAGUGCAAAGAAUUGCUAGUAACAAAUAGAUUCCUAGAUAAAGACAAAACGAAAAUUAUUAUGAUAUGCGAAUGUGGAAGUAGAAACUAUGACCGAACGGAUUUGUUUUGGUCCAGAAGGGGAAACAUUAAACAGAGGAAAGCACCGCAAAUAUUAUGUGAUGAGUGUAAUUCGAAGAUGUGGGUACACACAUGGCUUGAUGACAUCGGGUCGAAAGUGAAACUACUAUGCAAAUGUGGUUUUAAGAAUUUCCUUAAAAAAAAUAAUAACUGGGUUAGAAGCCCCAGGUGGAAAAAGCCGGUGCCCUUAAUAAUAUGCAAUUCUUGUCAGCAGAAAAUGUACAUGAGUCAGUGGCUAAACAAUGAUGGAACCAAAGUUAAAAUGAAAUGCGAGUGUGGCUGGAAGACCCUCAUCAAAGAAGGAAACACAUGGGUUAGAAGUGAAUGGUCCAAAAAAUUACUCUGCCUCAGAUUAGUGAAAAACCCAGAUCUUCUACAAAAGAAAUAUAACAUUCAUCCUCGUAAGAAAAAUAAAUCGGAUGAAGAGGAACUGUACGAUAGGAACAGCCAAAACGGGUUGUCACUCAUCAGGAAUGAAAUCUUCCCAACAUUUUCCCCCAGCGAUAUAACGAUAAAUCACCAUGAUGCUAUUAUCAACGAAUUGUGUAAUCAGAACAAUUUGGAAAGUUGCCUGGAUGGCGAAACGAAUGAUGCACUCAGCAAAAUGAGGAGCUCCGAUUCGUUCAUGAUUUCUGAGGCGACCGAGGGGUUAUUACUUGCGGAUGAUAAUUACAUAAUUAGCAGCGGCAACGGUGGCGUUGAAUGUGGUCCGAACGAUGCACUGUUCGUUUGGGGCGUAGAAAACGGAGCAGCCAUGGGCCAGGUAAUUCCCUACGAGGACGUCAUUUUGAGCAAGAAACCCGGCGCGCGCGGUCAGAGGGGCGGUCGCGGUAGCGGCGCUCGAGGGAGAGGCAACCGGGGUGGUGGCGGCGUUGGUAGGGGAAACAUGAGCAGCGCAAACGUCAGCAGUGCAAACAUCAGCAGCGCUAACCUUGGUAGUGGUAACCCUGGUGGAGUGCCCCCUGACGGAGGCGAUCUCUGCGCCCUCGGCAACGCAGGCGACAUCAAAGAAGGUAGCAACAACGAAGGCAGCAACAACGAAGGCAGCAACAACGAAGGCAGCAACAACAAAGGCGGCAAAAAAACCCGCAGCGCGAGGACAUACACGAACUCUAAGAGGAAGGGGCAAAACGCCAGUGCCGCCAAAAACAAGGACUACCACAUCGCUAGCGCGGAAGCGGCCAACGGUGCGUCAAACUUGUAUAGUAAUGUGCUAAACCUAAAUGGUGCCGCGAAUGACGGGCUUGUAGGAGAUGCUUUUACUACUAACAAUUACGAACAAGGGAACGCCGAUGCAGACAUGGAGCUGAACAAAAUGGACCCCUCUACUGAUGGAAAUGCCAAAAAAAUGAACCCUAAUAAGGGCCAAAAGAAAAAACCAGGAAGACCGGCACUUAACAAAAGGGAUAAGAAGGUGAAAAAAACAAGUGCGCGAGAAAAAUUGAAUAACACGGAAAAUGUUUCCAUCGCGAAUACGAUGACUGCCCUUACAUCCGGUGCUUCAGUUGCUACUACAACAGCAGCCAUGACAACAGCCGCCACAACGGCGAGUACCACAGUUACCUGCACAAUGAUGUAUGAUGAGAGUUCCCCAACUAGCCAAAUUUAUCAAAUUCACCAAACGAAUGAUGACAUACUGAUGGACAACAUGGUUAAUAAAAAUGGAAGCGUAAUAAUUGACAGUAUAAUUAACCACCCGGAUCAUAGCCUAAGCGUGAACAGCGAAAAGGUGCCAGAGUACAACACGAUGAGCAGUCGUUCGACACUCGAUUAUUACGAUGUAAAGUAUUCCAGUGGGGAGGGAAAACCAAGUAGUAAUGUUAACAAAAUGUAUUAUGAGAAUCCCUAUUACUAUGUUAACAAUUAUUAUGAUGAUUCGUAUGAUAAGGGUUACUAUAACCAGCCCGUCUUAUCUCACUAUGGCGAAAAUGGCAACGGCAACAGGAGCAGCAGUAAUAACAAAGGCGGCAAUUCCAACCGUGGUAGCCGUGGAAGUAACGGAGCUGUGAGUGGUACGGACCUGUACGACGCAUACAACUUGACGAGCAACACGUACCACCACCUGAACAAGGAGUACCCCGUGAACUACGACAUGAACGGAAAUACAAACCAAAUGGUUAAUAAAAAAUUUGUAGACAAUAAAGACGGUGCAGAUGUUUUACCCUUGGAUAUUAAUUUCGAUAAGAAGAAAUUCAUACUAGAAAAUAUGAAGAAGUUAAAUUUUAAUAUUAGCGAAAAUGACCUGAGUGUCCUUUUGGAGAAUCUGGACGAAAAUCUUCUAAUCGAGACGCUUUUGGGAAAAUUUGUUGACAAGACUGUAAUGGAGAAUCGCAAAAUGGAUGACAGUGAUAUGAACCUGAAUGGGAAUUAUGCUAGCCAUUUGGGGGGAGACGGUGGCUUUACGAACAGCGCGUAUAAUUCGGCCGAGUUUAGCCAAACAGAGUUCAGCCCGAACGAAAUGUACAGCGGUAACAUGUGCUCGUAUGGUAGCUACGCGGGGAAGAUGUUCGCAAACGAGGGGUACCAGAGUGGCUUGUAUCAGGGCGGCGUUCAUCAAGGCGGCAUUCACCAAAGUGGGCUGCACCAAAGUGGGCUGCAUCAAAAUGGGCUGCAUCAAAAUGGGCUGAAUCAAAAUGGGCUGCACCAAGGCGGGUCACCCCCGAAUGGGUUCUACCAGGACAUGAUGGAGCACCCCUUUAGCAAAAACCCAUCUGCAGAAGGAGGGCAAAGAGAAAGUACCCCCAUCAGUAAGGACAACAUGAACUACGUUAUGAUGGAAAAUAAGGGAGACAAAAACGAAAUUGAGAGUAAAAAUAUGAACAUGAUGAAUGGCCGAAGUGGGGCUGAUAACAAGUUUAACGUGCACAUGGCAGAGAGGAAUGGCCACGAUAUGGAGGACCCCAUGAAUAAAAAGGCAAGGAGCCAAAAUAUGACGAAUAAAAUUAUGGCUAGUAAAAAUGUGGGCAGAAAAAAUUCGAUGAAUAAUGACCCCUGUAGAAACGAUUACCUGAGUAGCAACUUUGCCUAUUCGAACGAAUUGAUGGGAAAAAAGGAUAAGUACAACUUGGAGGCCAACCUCAACUUGGGUGAACAUAUGACCGUGAAGAAUGCCCCCACCGGUUGCGAGUUGCGCAGUGGCGUCGGUAACAUUAGCGGUAACAUGGGGGGUAGCAUCGCGGGGAGCUUGGAUCCCCCCGGGUUUGAAAACGGCGCAUAUGAAAAUGACGCAAAUGGGGGAAGUGGCGGCGGCGGAAGCGGUAGUGGCAACAGCAGUGGCGAACACGCGGCGGCUGCGAAAAAUGACGGACUGCUAAACAUGUGCAAUAUGAACGAAAACCUCCAGUACUUCAGCAACGAAUUUAAAGCCGUCCUCGCGCACGUCCUUUCGGAUAAAGCAUCAGAAGCACAGAAGGAAAAUUUCCACAACUAUUUAAAAAACUUAGCCAGCAAUUUUUGCAGCCUCGCAAAUAAAGAGGAAGACCUGUCAAGUGAAAAGCAGCAGGGAUUUAACGGCAACGCACUCUCAUGUGAAGACGAAAGCAGAUACUUAAAAGAUAACAAAGUGGAAAAUAAGAAUGUACUUAAGGAUUUACUACUACCCAUUUUAGCGAACGAGGAGGAAAACGCCACACCCCUUAAGAACAACUUCUGCAGUGAGUAUAACCUAUAUGAAAACAUUUUAAACAUGCCGAAAAUGGACGAAAAGAUGAAGACUGAAGAAAUGGCUGCUACCCCAUCGUACAAGCCACAAAUGAAUGACAUGAGUCAAGACAAAAAUAAUAUGAGCGACAUGUUUUGUGUGUAUAAUUUUAACUCAGAUAGUGAGGAAAAGGGAUGUGAACAUGAGAGGAAAUACAAAGUUAAUGAUUUUAUAACCGUCUGUACAAACUGCAAUGAGUACCUUAAUUCGAAUAUGGAUUGCAAAAUUGUGUCUCCCAGUAGCUUAGACAGCAGCAAUAACUCCACAGUGCAGAAGAUGAGUUCCCAUCAUGAGGACUUUCUUCUACGUAACGGUGAGUUGAAGAGUUAUGAAAAUUUCUCCGCCUCAAAGAAAGACAUGAAGGACUACCACGGGGAAGGCGUCUACGGCCAGCUCAAAUUGGAUAACAAAAUGUUGCUCAGCGGUAUGGAUUCGCAGAACGGGGGGAGCGCAAACGGCGCGAUGAGUGGUGUGAUGAGUAACACGAUGAGUAACGCGAUGAGUGGCGCGAUGAACAGCGGCGCGAGCGACGCCAGGAACAGCGCACGGAACAGCAUCAGCAACAUCAGCAACAACAGCGGCAGCGGCAGCGGCAGCAUGCCCAUUAUGGAGAACGUGGAGGACAUGAGCCACCUGUACAACCAGUACUGCGAGUACUACGUAAACAAUGCCGUCAUGGAUGAUAUGCAGAUGAAAAAUAAUUACCUGAACAAUCUUUUUUUUCAAGACCAGAACAACUACUCCGCAGCUAGCGAUAACUGCACGAACAAUCAAACUCCGCCCAUAAAGUCAGAAAAUUUUUACUUCAGUGAAGAUAACAACUACCUCAGCGAUUCCACCACGUACAUCCAUGGGAAGAGUACCGCCAAUAAUGUACUGCCAUUUAAGAAAGGGACCUACGCGGAAAAUAAUUUGAACAAUAAUAACAGCGAUGGGAAUUACCAGGAGGAUGACUAUGAGAAUUAUAUCAAUUCGGAGUGCAACAACAAUUCCUGCUACAACAUAAUUCACACGUGA